AUUUCACCCCCGCCUCACACUCAAAAUGUACACACACCUAGUGCCCUGUGGAAAUGGAGUUUGGACUCCGUAAACAACACACACACACACACACACACACACACACACACACACACACACACACACACACGAUGAUGACAUCCCAGCAGGAGAAGCCAUCAAAGAAUGAAUGUCUAAAUGUCUCAAAAACGUUUUAAAAUCAGAAUCCGGUGUGUCGGGGGAUCCAAAGGAAGUUCUGACACUAUUAUGGGAUGGCCAAAGGACUUAUGGCUUGGUGAGCGAGCUUCAUUAAAUUUCUCUCACACACUGCAGGGUUGAGUCAACCACCGCAACCGAUGUCUGGUUGACCUUUGACCUCGGGAAUAAUUUGGAAUGAUUAUUUUUUUUUUAAUUGACCUUAAGUUCCAGCUACCAAAUCAAACUCAUUCUGGGGAUUUCUGUCCAUCACCUCCAAACUCCACAGCGACAGUAUGGCUACAUUAGGAAUGUGGGCGUGGUUAACCAAAAACCUCCGUUACCAAGGAAAUCCAAAAAUUUACUUUUGCACAUUCGUUUAAAAAUGACACCGACCGGUUCGCCCACCCCAGACGACCAAAACAUAAAAUGGUUGCUAUGGAGAUAAAACCAACAGAAAAGCUGCCAUUUAAAAAACAAACAAAAAACUAGUUUUCUUUUAGGUUUUUUCUGUGCAGCACCAGGGAGCCUGAGGGGGAGAGUUAGGUAUUUGUAGCAGUGAGGCAGGUUAGGCUGAGGUCAAGGGGGGGGGGGGCAGGAAGGAUCAUGUAUUUGCCUGAUCAUUAAAACCAGCUUUGAUCCCGUUUAGCAGUGAAUCCACUUCAUCCAUGUCAUUGUAGAUUUGGUAUGUAGUUUUGUGCAGUCAGUCAUGACCGUCACUUUGAUCAGAACUCCGUUUCUGGAUUUCCUCAAAGAUUGUUGUCAAUAUUCUCAUCUGACGGCGAACUUCCGAAAAUACUUUCAGCACCUUUUCCUUCACUUUGAUCUUUUCCGCUGUCAUUUCCUGUGGAGCUGAAGGGAUCCAGCAGCUGCUGCGGCUGAAAACCUUCAAAAGCAAAUAUUUCAGGCAUGAACGGAUGAGGUCACACAAACACAAAAACACUUUUCGUUUCUUUGUCAGGAAAGAGAAAUGAAACUGCGUGUUUCUGUCAGAAGGGGUCGUCUGGAAGGGAGGGAACGUGGCGCCGCGUCAUUUGUCAGAUCAGCCGAAACCUGAGAGAAGAAAGACUAAAAGAGGAAGAACGAGGAGGAGUCAGAGGACGGCAGAGACCGGGGUUUGGAGGCAGAACGACGGGCUUCCUCUGCUGAGCGUCUGGGAAAACUAUGGACUCCACCAACAGCAGACUUCUUCAGGAGAUCUGAGCCGAACUGAAGAUGAGCGAGCGCAGCGGCAGCACCUGCAGCUCCCAGACGGAUGGAGACUUGGAGGGGGAGCUGGACGAGGAGGUGGAGAGUGAAGAGGGGCGGGGCCAGGAGCAGAGCUCGGCGCCAAGCUUCUCGGCGGCGACCUUCUCGGCGUCUCUGCGCGCCGUCAUGCGCAUAAAGCAGAAGUACCAGAUCCUGAAGAAGCGCCGCCAGGAGCUGUGUCUGGCCCCGCCGGCCGCGCCGCUGUUCGGGGCGCCAGAGCGCGGCAGCCCCAAAAUCUUCACCUUCGAUGGCACCACGCCAAACGCCCACGCCGCCUUCCCCCCACACUCCAAUCCUCAGAGGAAGAAGAAGAAGAGGAGGAGGAGGGUUCUAUUCCCCAACGGAGGGACGCGCAGAACCGUGCCGAAGGGGGAGCGCAGCCGCGCCACCUACUGCCUGUACCUGCUCUUCGGCAUCGUCUUCCUGCAGGUCUACAACGCCAUCGAGAACCUGGACGACCACGUCCUCCGGUACGACCUGGAGGGGCUGGAGAAGACUCUGCGGAGGGAGGUGUACGGACAGCAGGGGGCAGUGGGGGGCUUGCUGUCCCACCUGCAGGACUACCUGUCCACCUACGUCCACAACAAGCCGCUGGUGGUCUCGGUGAACGGACCCACCGGCGUGGGCAAGAGCCACCUGGGCCGCCUGCUGGCGGGGCACUUCCGCUCGGUGAUCGGGGACGCGCUGGUGCUGCAGUACUACGUCCUCCACCACUGCCCCCAGGAGGCCGACGCCCCCCACUGCGCCCGCAACCUGUCCACUCGCAUCUCGGACAUGGUGGACCGCGCGGAGGAGGAGGAGAAGAUCCCGCUCUUCAUCUUCGACGAGGCCGAGCACAUGCACGGGGAGAUCCUGGACGCCCUGUGGACGCUGGUGACGUCCCGCCAGGCCAACGAGUACAUGAACGCCAUCUACCUGUUCCUGAGCAACCUGGGCCAGGCGCACGUCACCAAGCACGUGCUGCACAACUCCUCCAGCCUCUCCGGGGCCGACCUCGCCGAGGAGCUCACCCCCGUUUUACGCAACACUCUGGCCAAGCUCCACCCCCUGUGGGCGGAGGCUGACCUCGUACCUCUGGGCCUUCUGGAGAAAAGUCACGUGAUGGCGUGCUUCCUGGAAGAGGUCACCCGCGAGGGGUUUUACCCGGACCGCGCCAACAUCGAGCGGCUUGCUGGGGAGAUCGAGUACUUCCCCGCCGUCGGGGGGCACGAGUUUUCCAAGACGGGCUGCAAGCAGGUGGUGGCAAAGGUCAACCUGCUGUGAGGAGCGGGAAACGGGCCGCCGCUGUCUCUGUGAAGGAGGGGGAAGUGGGGGGGCAGUGGAGCCAAGAACCGAUUCCAGAACUGAAAACCACAAGAGCGCGCGUUCAAUUCCGUGUGACCACACCCACCAUCCACCCAACGCCCCAGUCUGUCGGGAAGAAUAAAACCCCAGGGUUCAAAUCCCAGCGCACUGUGUCCUUGGGCAAGGCAGUUCCCCACAUGCUCCAGUACCAAGCACAGGGCAACCUGGAUCGGACUCGAACCCAAAGCCAGGUUCAGGACCCUGGGUUUGGUGAGGUCAGCCGAUCUGCGGACUCUGCCGUAGACCUGGGAGCUGCAGAUGUUAUCUGUCCUCACGGUGGUUCUCGGUUUGAAAGCGAUGCUUUGAUGUUGUGACUUGGCGUGUUCGUCUCUGGAACAUUUCAGAAAACACCGGAACCUGGUUAGCGUUCAGCUGCAGUCAGUGACGGGCUUUUGGGGGUCUGCAGGACUGAAUCUGGCAGCUAGACUGGACUGAAGGACGGUCUAGAGGACGUCCCCGUCCUCAGCGAGGUUUCAGACAUUUCUCUCUGCAGGAACAUCCGUUUAUUUAUUACUGAAGUACGUUUAUGGAGUCGUGAACAAGUUUCUGAACAUUAAAAAAAUCUCUGAAACACUUGGA
This is a messenger RNA of Oryzias latipes (Japanese medaka), 3345 nucleotides long. RefSeq names its product torsin family 4, member Aa (gene tor4aa). Lineage: Eukaryota; Metazoa; Chordata; Actinopteri; Beloniformes; Adrianichthyidae. Gene Ontology annotation, molecular function: ATP hydrolysis activity; ATP binding. The record is from RefSeq and is a predicted model, not a curated record. Gene Ontology annotation, cellular component: endoplasmic reticulum lumen; nuclear envelope.